GAUAAUAAAAUAUUUAUUGAAAUUAAUGAAAAUAUAAUAGAUUUAAAUUAUUGGUUUGAUUUAGUAUCAGAUGAUGCAAGCGGUGCAACCUCAUCCUUUUUAGGCACAACAAGAAACGAAUUUAAAGGUAAAGGUGUUUUCAAGUUAGAAUAUGAAACCUAUAAACCAAUGGCAUUAAAAGAGAUUGAAAAAAUAUGUAAAAAGAUUUUAGAAGGUUUCGAAAACGAUAUUAAAAAAAUAGGGGUAAUCCAUAGAAUUGGUGAAGUGCCUGUUGGUGAAGCCUCAAUACUUAUUGUAAUUUCAAGUGGUCAUAGAAAAUCAUCUUUGGAAGCUGUACAUUAUGCAAUUGAUACCAUCAAAUCGACAGUACCAGUUUGGAAAAAGGAAUACUAUACAGACGGCUCUCAAUGCGAAUGGAAAGGUAAUUGCGAAUCGUGCCAUUACCAUGACCAU
Molecule: messenger RNA, 453 nt
Organism: Dictyostelium purpureum
Lineage: Eukaryota; Evosea; Eumycetozoa; Dictyosteliales; Dictyosteliaceae
Exons: 1
Biological process (GO): Mo-molybdopterin cofactor biosynthetic process
Cellular component (GO): cytosol
Molecular function (GO): molybdopterin synthase activity
Source: RefSeq, a predicted model, not a curated record